Messenger RNA from Gadus chalcogrammus (walleye pollock), 5531 nucleotides. Its product is annotated as UPF0606 protein KIAA1549-like. The transcript has 21 exons. Bases 360 to 5531 code for a protein of 1723 amino acids. The record is from RefSeq and is a predicted model, not a curated record. Lineage: Eukaryota; Metazoa; Chordata; Actinopteri; Gadiformes; Gadidae.
UCUGCGAGGGGGAGGAGUUAUCCCAAUCCCGGGGACGAGCGGCUACAGAGAAAGGAUAACUGUAGCCGAGUGCCAGAUGAAAUGGUGCUAAUAAAUCUGAUUAAAAAACUACAAUGGUUAACAGGUAUUUAUGUUGAAUUCCAAGACUUCAGAUAAAGUUGUGUGAUUUAACGGGGUUAAAAUUUGGUGUCCAGACAAAGGAAUUCAACGUGGGUCUGCUCUUUUUGAUUGAACAAUCAUCCCACGUGGGGAACAGGAGUCAUAAACUAAACCUUCACACCUCCUUCACCAACCAGACUUACUUUUGUAAAUGCAUGCAUUUCAUUAGUGUAGAUACAAUGCCUUGAUCAGACAUUACAAUGGGCUGCUUCGACUCAUCCAUGGGUCCAAUGGGGAUAGUCAAGGGUUACUGGUGUGCCAGUGGACUGUUUGGGAUGUUUCUGGGACUGACGAUUUUAUUUACGGUCAUCCAAGCCAGCCCACACGUCGCAGACAAACACUGGUUGGAUUCCCUCACAGCAGACAGUUUGCCUUCUGACGGCCCAAACUUGCGAUUCUCCCCUCAAAAUCGACCAGUCUCCUUCACUGCAGUAUCGCUAGACCCUGAAUCUACUGCAGUGACACAAUCCUCCGACGGCCAGCCACAGGAGCCGACACUAAACUCUGGUUCUGAUGCUGCUGACAGGGCACUUUCCCACUGGGGCCUUUCACCUUCUCAAAACCCCAAAGCCUUUACCUCAAGUGAACUACUCGCUGAGCAGACAUUAACUCGCACAACACCUGCUCUCAGAUCGUUGACGCCCGGAUCGGGUCCGGAUUUUAAGGGCCCUUCAUCAAGGCGAGCAAGGGAUCUGUUGAAGAAAAGGUCCAUUGUGACGAUAUCAAAACAACCACCCCAAUCAAAUUCCACACCCUCAGCUCCCUUAGGGCCACAGCUUGUUCACCUUUACUCCGACCAGAAGAACGUAGAUGAAUCUCCACCAACACAAAACCAAAGCAAAGCCCCACUUAAUUCUAGAGAGCGCGACACUGAGACGCUGGCCCCCAGCUACCUGCCUUUUUUCAGCCCCCACCCCACAGCCGCUCUAUCUGAACCCACGGAGGCCCUACCCGUAGACAUCUUCCCUACCAACACCAUGGAUAAGGACUGGGGCUCCGGGGAGUACAUGGAGACCAUGUCCUUCCUGGGCUCGGAGGGAGACGACUACGCCCUGGUCUCCAACCUGCCCUCGGACAUGUACGACCUGGAGGAGUCGGCCUCAGAGAGCUACGACACGUCCUUCCCGACCAGGGUCGGAGUGACCAUGUCCUCUUUCCUCCCGCAUUUCGUGUCGCCAUCUCUGAGUCUCAGCCCGCCCCUAACCUCCGCCGGUACUCCCACGUCCGUUUAUCCGCCCCCCCUGUCUUCCUCCGUCCAUCCCGCCUUUGAGCCCACUCCCCCGGUUGAGAGUGACGUCACGCGAGCCCUGGACGAGGAUUGGUCCGAGGCCUUCACCAUCCAAGCCACGGACCUCCUCUUGCCCGACAUGAACAGCAUAGAGUACUACACCACCCAGCUGACCAAGGAGAACACCAGCCUGAACACCGGCGCCGAGCUCAGGGGGAACGGCACCAUCUCCGGCCUCGUGUCCAAGAUGUCCAUCAGCACCACACACUUGGUGCCCACCAGGACUUUCACAGUAGACCCCAGCCACAUGCACACCUCUUUGUUCGGAGACGAUGGGCCAACGGACGAGAGCGCGUGGGCCGAGGAGGAGUCCUCGGGACCUUACGCGGGCUACGAGCCUCUCAACGACACCAGCCCGGUGAACGACACAGCGCUGGGUCUCCAGCCAGUCAGCAUGUCAGAGCACUCCUCCAUCGCGACCUCUCCGUCCUUUGUUGACGCUUCUCCGAUCUGGGAGGCAGAGGUCCCCACAACGCAGUUGGCCCCCACACCAGACGCGGGGUCGGACAGCUCUUACUACACCGAGUCCGGGUCCGCUCUGGCCGACGCCACAGCCAUGCUUCCCGACGACGUCCUCCUCUCGUCUUCGCCGUCGGACGUGUACUGGUUCACCACGGAGACGAUCCCCCUCGAUGCUAGCUCCGUCACACCCGUCCUGAGCGCUAGCACGGCCCCCACGCCCGUCGCCUCCGCCGCACCGGCCCCCGAUGACACUCCUGCCCCCGAUGACACCCCUGCCCCAGGCGAAGCCACUCCCAGCACUACCGUCAGCGCCGCUCCCAACGCCACCGUCCAACCGUCCUCAAUGGAACCCUCACCCGACGACACGUCGCCUCCUCCCAUAAUGAUCGCCGACGAGGGUGUGAGCGGAGAGCCGACCGAGGGCCAUCCUGUGACACCGACAGCUUCAGCUGAAGAUAACACGACCUCUCUCAUGCUCCCGGUUACUACCACUGCCGCGGCCACUACUCCUCACGUCACAACGUCUAUCCCUACUACCGGUCAACCUGAAGCCGUCACCACGCUCAGCACCACCACGGUCACUACGGGCAAGAGCCCGGCAACGACACCGCAGGCGAGGCAGUAUCUCUGCAGCAUCGACAACCCCGCGUAUGCAGUUAGAGUCGGUUUCCCCUCCGGGGCCACCGUCGGAUAUGCCAAAACCCAGAUCAGGGACAUCCUGAAGAGUGAAUUCAACAAACCAGUUGAACUGCAGGUUUUGGUGCCUCCUCCCAAGUUUGUUUUCCGCGUGGUAUCAGGCCCGGUGGUGUACACGGCCAUAGCUGUCACCAACGCCCUGCGAAGGUCUGGCCGCCGCUUCCUGUCUGUGGCUCCGGGUUGGACCCUGCCUGACAAUAAGUACCUGGCCCAUUCAGUGCUGCAGUUCGUGCCGGGCAACGUGGACGUACGGGCCUGCAACUUCAGCGAGCGGAUAGAGAAGGGGCUGACCCUGGCGUUGGCCGAAGUGCGGCGGCGUGCGCAGGAGUCCACCAACUUCACGGUGCACAUUGUGAACAUUACCAUGGCUGGCCCCGAACGCCAACAGCAGCCAGUGAACAUUUUCUUCGCCGUGCGGGGCCCCGGGGGCUACCUCCUUGGGUCAGAGGUCACCAACCUGCUGUUGAGGCUAACCAUGGUGGAAUUCAGCUACUACAUGGGCUUCCCGGUGUUGGAGAUAGCCGAGCCGUUCCACUAUGCAGAGCUCAACACCACACAGCUUCUUCGAUCCUCUUGGUUGAGAACAGUGCUCCUCGGUGUGCUGGACCCCAGGGUGGGUGACCCGGGCUUCCAGGCGAAGAUAGAGCGCCAGCUGGCCCAGCUGCUGGGCGAGGCCAUGGGGACGGUGCGGCGGGCGAAGAGAGCCACCACUGUGGGCAACAGCAGUGUUCAGGUGGUGAGCCUCAGUGAGCUGACGGGAGCGGACCACCCCCUGGAGAUAGUGUACUUCGUGGAGGGUCCCAGCGGACAGAGGGUGCCCGCGGUCCAGUCGGCCGAGCUGCUGAACAGCCUGGACGUGCAGAGGGCUGCCAUCGUCCUGGGACACCGAGUGCAGGGCAUCCUGGCACAGCCCGUAGAGAAGGUCGCGUCCCAGCCCCCGGACGCGGAGAACACGGUGCUGUGGAUCGUCAUCGGCGUGGUCGUCCCUCUGCUGGUGGUCAUCGUCAUCGUCUCCAUCCUCUACUGGAAGCUUUGUCGCACCGACAAGCUGGAGUUCCAGCCCGACGCCAUGACCUCCAUCCAGCAGAGACAGAAGCUGCCAGCCCCCACGGUGAAGGGCUUCGACUUUGCCAAGCUGCACCUGGGACAGCACGGCAAGGACGACCUCAUGGUGGUCCAGGAGCCUGAACCCCAGGGGCCCCACCCUGCGCCGGGCAAAGAGGGCCUCUACCCGCCCGAGAACAGGGAGAUCCCCGUCCCCACGUCCAAGACGUCCGUGUCCUCCGUCAAGGCGUCGCUCAGUGGCCGCCGGCGGGAGAGGAUCUCGCCGUCGGACGGGGACUCUGUGGUGAGCGACGGCUCCAGUGGGCGGGACUCAGGGGAGGAUCCACGGCGAGGACAGGUCACGCCCAGCGACAGCAAGCAGGCGCGCAAAACAACCAUCAGUGUUGCAAACGGACCCCCGCCCAUGAGUGGUUCGGAGCAGCUGUCCUCCACGGCGUCCAUCUUCGAGCACGUGGACCGUAUGUCCCGCUCCAUGGAGGCGAGCAGGAGGCUGCCCAACAAGAUCCAGCUCAUCGCCAUGCAGCCCAUGGCCGUCCCCCCACUGCUCAGGCCCAGCGUCAACGGAAAGAUACCGGUGAACCCCCACAUGAACAAAGAGAUGCAGGUGGCGCUGAGACACAAGUCGGAGAUCGAACACCACCGCAACAAGAUCCGCCUGCGUGCCAAGAGGAAGGGCCACUACGACUUCCCCGCCAUGGAGAACACGCCGUCCAACGGCUUCGGAGACACCAAAGACCCGGGCCGGAUCUACCAGAAGGCCCGGCAGCAGAUAGACCGGAUCCUGGACCCGGAGCUCCACAUCCCCUCCCUCUUCACAGAGUCCAAGAAAGGGGCUCGAGGCCGGCGCUCCCCGAGGCAGAGGAGGAAGGACCAGCUGAGCGCGGGGCUGGCGGACGCAGACCGGGACCACCUGAUCACCAGCGACAGCGACGCCGUCUACAGAAGGGGUCCCGGCGUCAGCAACGUGGCCUUCGUGUCGGACCCCGACCAGGGCUCCCCCGCCCGGAGCCCCUCGCCCAGUGACGACGUCUUCCUGGGCCCCUCCUCCCCGCCGCCGGGCCACGCCCCCGCCCCGCCCCCCUACGCCCCGCCCCAGCCCUCCAUCGAGGAGGCGCGGCAGCAGAUGCACUCGCUGCUGGACGACGCCUUCGCCCUGGUGUCGCCCACCUCGCAGGGCAGCGCGCCGGGCGUCACCCUCCCGGGGGGCGGCGGCGGCCCCCACCACCCGCCGGGCGCCAGUCCGCCGGCGGCCCCCGGCUCCAGGGCCUGGGGCUCGUCCCGCCCGCUGCCCCUCAGCUCCUUCCCCGGGCCCCUCACCAUCGCUCAACCCCCUCACUCACAGAGGUACAACGACCUGGGUUUGCCCCCGAGCCUCCUACACCGACAGGGGCUAGGCUCCAGCUUCCUGCCCUCAGGGGAGGCCCCAGGCGCUGGGCCCCCACUGCAGCCUGACAGCCUGUACCCUAGCAAGGGCCACUACGCUGAGGAGCAGCCCUUGUCCGCCAGACCACGACCAGUAGGGGGCACUGCAGGCUCCCAGCUCCACCACCUGACGCAGGUGGGUCUGUCCAGCCGCAUCAGCAGGGGACCGGUCGGACAGAAUGACGGCUGGAGCCAUUACCAUGACAACGACUACUCCGCUCCAGGCCAUGGCAAGGAUGCGAUGACCCGGAACGGUAUCAGGGAGCCCUCCGCACCGCCGGCCCACCAGGACACGCCCGGGCUGGGCUACCCCUCGGCCCCGGAGCCCCUGGACGCCGGCCCUCCCACCCACUCCUCGGCCUCCCUGAUCAAGGCCAUCCGGGAGGAGCUGCUGCGGCUGUCCCAGAAACAGGCAGCGGUGUCCAGCUACCACAGCUGA